This is a messenger RNA of Macrosiphum euphorbiae (potato aphid), 888 nucleotides long. Lineage: Eukaryota; Metazoa; Arthropoda; Insecta; Hemiptera; Aphididae. The record is from the annotation of a GenBank genome assembly.
AUGAUGACGUUAUUAAUAGCUAUCUAUUUGUUCGCAGGGAAUUUUUUAUUCAUUUACGGUCACGAGGACACACCACAUAUCUACAUAAGGAGCCCUUACUACACGGUCGGCGUGUUCGACAACAACGGGUGUUCGCUGUCAUUUCAAAUGCACACCAACGUCUCGGUGCCCAGUCAAGUGUCGAUAAUGCUAAAGACCGAGAAUUAUACGUCAUUAAUUCAGGAUAAUGUCGAAAACAACUCUCCCAUAUUUUGGGAGAAAAAGAAAAUAUUGUUGGGUCGACAGACAAGACAAGUUAUUAUUGAAAUAAAUAUCAAGCCUGGGUCACAUGUCGCCAUUGAUGAUAUUAGACUAGAAGAUUGUUUACCAGAAUACUUUACUGGAAUUACCGAAAACGGUUGUCCAACAGACUCACACUUUUUGUGUUCUGAUAAUAUGACAUGUAUACCUUAUCAUCAUGUCUGUGACAUCAGUCCAGAUUGUCCCGAUGAAACCGAUGAAACCGAAAACUGUUUUCUCGUACCCACCGAAGCUCGAUGUACGUUCGAGUCUGGGUUCUGCGGAUGGCGGAAUACGUCGGGCGAAAUGUCUCUGACGUGGAAACUGUACAAAGGCGACCGACACAAAUUUACCGGGCCGAAAUGGGAUAACACUUUCCGCAACCGAACUGGUACCUACGCUUACGUGGACAUGUCCGGAUCAUCCUAUCUCGGGGCGACGGCUCGCAUGGACAGCAUACAUUUCCACCCACCACCCACCUACUGUUCCGACACGCAGUCAAAAUAUUACAAUUCUUGUUAUGUAAGUAUCCGUUGCAUUCCGAUCGCUGUUGUAGUAGAAAAUUGUUUUCAGUUUGUAGAUUCAUUACUGGGAGUAGAAAUAACCUGA